Pipistrellus kuhlii (Kuhl's pipistrelle) is the source of this 1425-nucleotide messenger RNA. RefSeq names its product zinc finger MYND-type containing 19 (gene ZMYND19). Bases 443 to 1009 code for a protein of 188 amino acids. The transcript has 7 exons. The record is from RefSeq and is a predicted model, not a curated record. NCBI's taxonomy places the organism in Eukaryota, Metazoa, Chordata, Mammalia, Chiroptera, Vespertilionidae.
GGCGGCGGCGGCGGCGGCGGCGCGUGGCAGGUCCGGCGGGCUCGAGGCGGCGGCUGAGGCGGCCUGGUCCCGGCCCGGCCUCGUCCCGCCCGGCGGCCCGGACCCGACCCCGGCCCGCCCGCCCGCCCGGCUCGCUCGGCGCGCCGCGGCCCCGCCCCGGCCCGGCACCUCCCCAGGGAGCGGCGCCGCCGGCGAGCGCAGGCCUGGCCAUGACCGACUUCAAACUGGGCAUCGUGCGGCUCGGCCGGGUGGCCGGGAAGGAGCCGGCCGGCCGUGCCGCUGACCAGCCCCGGACCGUACCCUGGAUGGGAACCCUGUUCCCAUCGCCAGCGGCGGAAGCUUCGGGUGGGAGAGGAGCAGAGGCAGUCAGACGAAGACCAAGUACACGCUGAUAGACGAGCAGGACAUCCCGCUGGUGGAGGGCUACUCCUUCGAGGCCAGGAUGGAAGUGGAUGCCGAUGGAAAUGGUGCUAAGAUAUUCGCUUAUGCCUUUGACAAAAACCGAGGAAGGGGCUCGGGCAGGCUUCUGCAUGAGUUGCUGUGGGAGCGGCACAGGGGCGGCAUCGCCCCCGGCUUCCAGGUCGUGCAUCUCAACGCGGUGACCGUGGACAAUCGCCUGGACAACCUGCAGCUGGUGCCGUGGGGCUGGCGGCCCAAAGCGGAGGAGACCUCCAGCAAACAGAGGGAGCAGAGCUUGUACUGGCUCGCCAUCCAGCAGCUGCCCACGGACCCCAUCGAGGAGCAGUUCCCCGCGCUGAGUGCCACGCGGUACUACAACGCCAACGGGGACGUGGUGGAGGAGGAGGAGAGCUCCUGCACCUACUACGAGUGCCACUACCCGCCCUGCACCAUGAUCGAGAAGCAGCUCCGGGAGUUCAACAUCUGCGGGCGCUGCCAGGUGGCGCGGUACUGCGGCUCGCAGUGCCAGCAGAAGGACUGGCCCGCCCACAAGAAGCACUGCCGGGAGAAGCGGCGCCCCUUCCAGCACGAGCCCGAGCCGGAGCGAUGACUGGGCAGCGGCAGCCCGGCUGUGGCUCCAGGCCCGCCCUGGGCGCCGCGGACACGGUGGUGGCUGAGCCUGGUGUGGAAGAAGCCGGCAGCGCCCGGAGCCGCGGCGGUGGCGGCGGCCCUGGUUGCGGGCACUUGGCGGGGCCAGCGCUCCCCUGGAAGUGCUCCCUGCAGGACAGCUGGGAGGCUCCCGCCAGGAUGCUUCUCAUUAUUUAUAUGUUAAUAUGUUUGUAAACUCAUGUACAGUUUUUUGGGGGGGAGGCCGUGGGGGGUUAGGAGUUACAAAUAGAAUCAUUUGCUGUCAUCCUCAAGCUGCAGACGGUCAGGCCACGGGUCUCAGACUGUCACAGCAGGAGCCGCCAGGAGUGCGGCCUCGGUGUGGCGUCCACACGGAAAGUAAAGGGCAGUCACCCAGCA